Diaporthe batatas is the source of this 570-nucleotide messenger RNA. RefSeq lists its product as uncharacterized. The transcript has 3 exons. Lineage: Eukaryota; Fungi; Ascomycota; Sordariomycetes; Diaporthales; Diaporthaceae. The record is from RefSeq and is a predicted model, not a curated record. The coding region runs from base 1 to 570 and encodes 189 amino acids.
AUGCGUUAUACCGCCUCCUUCGCCCUGGCUCUGGCCAGCCUUUCCCUCACCGGUGCAGUGCCCACCUUGGAGCCCCGCCAGAACGCCUGCUUCGUGGUCGGCAACGAAGCGCUCCCGCAGGAAGUCCAGGACUCGGUCACGUCCAUCCAGUCCGCCGUGACCUGCGGCUCCGGGACGACCAUCGACAAGGUGCCCGACGUGACGUCCGGGUCGGCGACCUUCAGCGACAUCGACUUCUCCAAGUCCUCCUCGAGCCCCCUCCAGUUCGCCCUCGACACCUUCGCCACGCCCGCGAACCCCGCCGACGCCGACCUGGCCACCCUGCAGGACCAGCUCAACGUGUACCUGGCCACCGAGGCCGGCCUGCGCAGCGUCGGCGGCAGCCUUGCUAUCAAGGUGCCCAAGUUCUUCCUGGCUAUGCAGGUCAGCAGGGUCCAGACGGCUCAGGGCAACCCACCUGCUGCUGCAGGCCAGCAGGUUGAUCACCUCCGGGACAAGGUCACCAAGAACGCGGCCGGGGAGGACAAGGCGCUGCUGGACCAGGUCACCCAGCUGGCGGCUACAACCUAG